GUUUCACAAAAUCUAAGCACCAAAUCAUUGACUUUUUUUUUCGGAUUUAAUGUGAAUAAUCCGUCCAUCUGAAAGUGUAAUCCAAAGAUGGAAAAAGGGUUUUCGUUGGUGCCGAAGGAAGAGGAAGGAGAAGAAGAAUGGGGAGAUGUAAGAGGAAGUACAGAGAAGAAGGGUUUUGGAAUGGAGAUGAUGAAGAAGGUGAGCUUCAUGGCUGCUCCAAUGGUGGCUGUGGCUGUUUCUCAAUACCUUCUUCAGGUCGUGGCUGUGGUUAUGGUCGGUCACUUGGACCAACUCUCUCUUUCCUCCGUCGCCAUAGCCACUUCCUUGACCAACGUCACCGGUUUCAGCCUCCUCUUUGGUUUGGCAGGAGCACUUGAAACUCUAUGUGGGCAAGCAUUUGGAGCAAAGCAAUACCGGAAACUCCAUUCUUACACCUACAGUUCGAUGCUGUGUCUUGUCUUGUUCUGUUUCCCAGUUUCUCUUCUCUGGUUUUUCAUGGACAAACUCUUGGAAUUCUUCCACCAAGAUCCGAUGAUCUCCCGAGAAGCUUGCAGAUACUCCAUCUGGUUAAUACCGGCUUUGUUCGGUUACGCCUUUCUCCAAUCGCUAUCUCGGUUUUUCCAAUCACAAGGAUCGGUUUUACCUCUCUUCUUGAGCUCGGUUGCAUCUCUGUGUUUUCACUUACCCUUUUCUUGGCUUCUGGUUUAUAAACUCGAAGCCGGAAUCGUAGGAGCAGCUCUCUCUAUCGGGUUUUCGUAUUGGUUCAACGUCGUCCUGCUUUGGAUCUUCAUGAGGAACUCUUACGAAACCCUAAUCCCUGCUUCGGAAGAGAUCUUCUCGAGCAUGAAACAGUUCAUCUGCCUCGCUGUUCCAUCUGCUAUGAUGGCUUGCCUAGAAUGGUGGUCGUUUGAGCUUCUGAUACUUAUGUCUGGACUCUUACCAAACUCAAAGCUCGAAACAUCGGUCAUAUCCAUAUGCCUCACAACUUCUGCUCUGCAUUACUUUCUGGUGAAUGCAAUCGGAGCAGCUGCAAGCUCACACGUCUCGAAAGAGCUAGGAGCUGGAAACCCACGAGCAGCUCGAGCAGCAGCCAACGCUGCGCUUUUGCUCGGAGCUCUCGACGCAACGAUAGUAAGCGUCGCUCUCUACAGCUACCGACGCAGUUGGGGAUACAUUUACAGCAACGAGAGGGAAGUGGUGGAUUACGCGACUCAGAUCACGGAAAUUCUCUGCCUUUCAAUCUCCGUCGACAGCUUUCUAGCCGUGCUUUCAGGGAUUGCAAGGGGAACGGGAUGGCAACACAUAGGAGCAUAUGCGAAUAUAGGAUCAUAUUAUAUGGUCGGGAUCCCGGUGGGAGCGUUCUUGUGUUUUGUCGCGAAUUUGAGAGGGAAGGGGCUAUGGAUCGGCAUACUUACAGGCUCCACUCUUCAAACACUCGUUCUCGCUCUCUUCACUCUCUUCACUAACUGGAAAACCGAGGCAGCAAAGGCAAGGGACAGGAUUUUCGAGAUGGUACCUCAAGAAAACAAUAGUCUCGAGGAGGAGGUGAAAUUUGUCGGACAACCUACAGAAUAUGUAUAAGAUUAUAUAAGAUUGCAAUUUUUGCUUGUCUUUAAAUGGUUUAAAAAAAAUCACAUGCGUGAAUGAGAAGUGAAUAAUUGAUAUA
Molecule: messenger RNA, 1666 nt
Organism: Tarenaya hassleriana
Lineage: Eukaryota; Viridiplantae; Streptophyta; Magnoliopsida; Brassicales; Cleomaceae
Product: protein DETOXIFICATION 8
Exons: 7
Coding region: 88-1581 (497 amino acids)
Biological process (GO): xenobiotic detoxification by transmembrane export across the plasma membrane
Cellular component (GO): membrane
Molecular function (GO): xenobiotic transmembrane transporter activity; antiporter activity
Source: RefSeq, a predicted model, not a curated record